Messenger RNA from Emiliania huxleyi CCMP1516, 5127 nucleotides. RefSeq lists its product as hypothetical. Lineage: Eukaryota; Haptophyta; Isochrysidales; Noelaerhabdaceae. Gene Ontology annotation, biological process: phosphatidylinositol-mediated signaling; lipid metabolic process. Gene Ontology annotation, molecular function: protein binding; phosphatidylinositol-4,5-bisphosphate phospholipase C activity. The record is from RefSeq and is a predicted model, not a curated record. The coding region runs from base 1 to 5127 and encodes 1708 amino acids. The transcript has 3 exons.
AUGCUGUCGCUGCUGCUGCCGGCUCUCGCUUCCACUAACGUGAGCCUCGCAAUCCUCACCUUGCAAUCGAACGUGCGCUCCACGACCGCCGAAACUUGUGAAGUCGGCAACUGGGUCAACGGCAAGUGCUGGGUGCCAGAGCCAAUGCAGGCGGUCGUUGCAAGCGCCCUUACAGCAGUUACGGACUUCAACUCGCGGGACGCUUCUGCUCUACCCGUGCUUGGGACUUUGGCUGGGUGCGACAAGCAGCUUCUUUUCCGGCUGCUCGACAGCGGCUUCACAGCGGGCAAGUCGGUCCAGGCGCUAUGGGACUUGACAGCUACCCCAGACGUAGUCAUCGGAGCCGCUCGUAGCGACGUCUCCGCCACCACCGCGGCCAUCACUGGUGCUCUCGACAUUCCUCAGAUCUCCUACUGGUCACAGUCGAGCGAUCUGUCGGACACCGUCCUCUACCCUCGCUUCAUGAGGACCAUACCAUCGCAACCUGCGCCCGCUUCUGACCUCUGUUCAUUUUGGAAGCACGAGCUUCGGCUCUCGACCGUGGCCGUACUCUAUGAGCAGUCCGCGUACGGCCGUGCCUACGAGGUAGCGACGAAGACCGCCUGCCAGAGCGUCGGGUUGACGUUCGUCAGCAAAGAGUUCUCCGAAGAUGAAUCGACCCGCGAAGAGUCGAUCCGGGACGCCGUGCAAAGUCUGAGCAGCAGCGGCGCCAAGGCAGUGCUAGUUGUUACUUCGAGCGCCACGGAUCUGGGCCUCAUUGCAGAGUUUGCGCUGGAGGCCCGCCUGCUCCGACCUGGCACCUCUUGGGUCUUCACUGGCUCUACGGUCGUCGAUGUCACCUUUUCCAAAUUGAGCGAGGAGGCGAAGGCCGCGCUGCACGGCAGCCUGCAAAUCAAGGCGGUCGGCGCGAUGGAUAGCAACCUACAGUGGACCCAUUUUGCCAACGACCGCUGGCCGGAGCUUCAGCCCGGAGACUUCAACCAGUUCCUACACGCCGACUGGCAGAUCCGCGACGACUUUUUCAGCACCGUCGACCCAAACACGAGCGCAGUGCUACGCGAGGGUGGCACCUUUGCUUACGAUGCUAUCAUAGCCGCAGGGUUGCUCUCGUGCCAAGUGGCUCCAACGGGCCCGCUGCCGGCGUCAUUUGGCACGCGGUUCUGGGAGGCCAAGCAGGGCCUGUCCUUUGACGGCCUUUCCGGGCGUGUUGAGUUCGACGAGAAGGGCGACCGGAGCAGCGCGAAUGUGCAGCUGUUCAACCUACUCGACCAAGGCGGCUUCUCCGAGAAACGCGUAGCACAAUUCACCAACAGCACAUGGGCUUGGGAGGGCGGCUCGCGCGAGAGCAGCGGCGUGAUCUUCAACUAUGGAGAGACCGAACCGCCUUUUGAAUCGCCUCUUGAAUCGUCGCCGCCGGACGGUCUCAGGCCGUGGGAGAAAGCGGCCGUGUGCGCCGUGGCAGCGUGCGUCGUUCUGCUGCUGUGCCUGUACUGUUGCAGCUGCCUCUCCGUCAGCUGGCUCAGCUGGCUGCCGCUAUCGCGCAUCGCCGCGUCUCACGGCACGAGCCCGUGGACGCUGCUCCGCAGGCGAAUCGCUCGGAUCGCUCCCGUGCGCGCCUGCGUCGGCUGCGCACGAGCGGUGCGGCGGGCGUGCCGCAGGGCUCGUACUGCGCCGUUGCUGCGCCCUAACGCCGCUCGGCACGCCGUGUGGGAGCGAAUCUGCCGCAGGGCGAACAAGGAGCCGACCGAGGGCCCGCCCGACGUCGAGCGGCUCCCAUUUGUGGAGCAGCGCCUGUGGAGCUCGGUGCUGGAGCAGAAGCUGUGGGGGACGGCCGCGCGCGAGGCUGCGCAGCUUCGCGCGUGGCUCUACGUGACUCGGAACACGACGCCCUUCAUCGAGGCGUGUGUCGAGAAGCUGGUAUCGAGGUGCGGGACCGCGGCUUGCACUCAGCGCAGCGGCUGCUGCAAUGACGGACGCCGGACUGACCAUCUUGCUCACGCAGACCUCGAGGCGGGGCCGAGGCUGACGAGGAUGUCAUCGCUGGGCACCGUGCCCUUCGUCGAGCAGUCCCAGGUGUCACUGAACAUGGGAGCCCUGCUUCGCUUCUGCCUCAGCGAGCAGGGCGCUGGGGGCCGCCAGCUGUGGGAAGAGUGGAAGCUCGCUCUCCGCGCCCUCCGCUCAAAGGAGAAGCAUCGCGACGCGUCAGUCCACCGCGACUCUGCCUCGAGGCAGGCGGCGAGGGAGUCGUCCGAGCCAGUCGACUCUGAGCCCAUCUCGGUGCACGAGUUCGCCUCCCUCCUGCUCUCGCCGUGCAACAGCGCCAUCGAGCCUAGGCGCUCCCCCACGGAUGCGACCGAGCCGCUGACCAGCUACUGGAUCGAUUCGUCGCACAAUAGCUUCCUCGAGGGCGACCAGCUCACCUCCGCCGUGUCUGCCGACAUGUACCGCCGCCUCCUGCUCUCGGGGACUCGCUGCCUCGAGAUCGACUGCUGGGACCCGCGGUGGUGGGGCCAGGCGCGCGUCACGCACCGCAUGAUUGGCCCCACGCGCGGAGGCGUCCCUCUCCUCUGCGGAAGCGUCGCCUUCGGCGAGGUGGUCGCUGCGAUCGCCGAGCACGCCUUCACCGCCAGCCCUCUGCCCGUGAUUCUGAGCAUCGAGAUGCACUGCUCGGCGAAGCAGCAGAACAAGAUCGCCAAGGAGCUCAUCAACACGCUGGGCGACUUGCUCUCGCGCAGCGACCGCGUCGCGAGCACGCCCCUCCGCGAGCUGCGCCGAAAGGUGCUAAUCAAGAUGCGAUUCGACAAGGGCGGCGUGACCACGGACCCGCUCCUCCGCUCGCUCGUCACGCUGCCCACGACCUCCAUCGGCCGAUCGCCGCCCGACGAGGACGACAGCGGCAGGCGGCUCGGUCGCACGGCGAGCUGGAAGGAGCUCCGCUGCAGCCGCCCCCUCCACCGUGGCGUCUGGGACUGGCUCCGCGGCGUGCCUCUCGACCGCACAAGAGGCGACGGCGACAGCGGAGCCACGCUGACGUCCGAGUCGCCUUUCGGGUCUCCGGGCUCGCCCGGCUUGCAGGGCGUCUCGUGGCUUGCGGAGGAGCCGGCGGGCGAGCCGCGCCGCGGUGUCGUGAGCUUGUCUGAGGAGCGGCUCGAGCGGCUGGCGAGCGAGCAGGGACGGUUGCUGCCCCUCAUCGCCUCGCAGCUCGUGAGAACCUACCCCUCUCCGACUCGGUGGUGGUCGACCAACAACAACCCACUCGUGGCGUGGCGCGCGGGUGUGCAGAUGGUGGCGCUCAACCUGCAAACGAACGACUUGCCGGUGCAGAUCCACGACGCCCUCUUUCACGGCAGCGGUGGCUACGUCCUCAAGCCCGCGGCGCUCCGUGCGCCCGAUCGGGCGAUCCAGCCCCCGACCCCAACCAACAGGGGCCCCGUGCUCUCCCUGCACCAGCUCCCGACGCGGGACGAGUGCCGGCCCCUCCUCACCGAGCGGCACCACGCCGUCGUCUCGCACCUCAGCGAUAGCCCCCGCCCGCCCAGCGGGGCCAGCGCCAGCGUGUCGAGCCCGCGCGUCGCCGUCGAGCUGCACGCCAUCGGAGGCUUCUGCGCGGUCGCACGCGAGCCGCAGCCGCCGCCCGAGGCGCAGGGCGUCACGCGGCUCACCACCGCGGUCGCGGAGGGCAACGGUCUCAACCCGACCUUUGACGAGACCUUCCACUGCCUCGCGGCCGAGCCUCACCAGACCAUCCUCCGCGUUGUGGUGGAGGACGAGGGGCGGCUGGUGGCGUACGAGACCGCGAUGCUCGGCUCCCUCCGCUGCGGCUACCGCUGCCUGCACCUGCGCUCGCCAAGCGGCACGCGGAUCGACUCGUGCUGCCUCCUGCUGCACAUCUCUGUCUCCACCGAGCCAAACACCUACGGCACUGUCGAUGAGCUGCGCAGCAGGGUGCAUUCGCAGCGCUCGCUCAUCAGCCAGCAGAGCCGCGACAUCCACCAGCUGUCUGCAGAGCUCUCGCGGCUCGGAAGCCAGCCCUCGACGCCGGCGCUGUCGGACACCGCGGCGGCCCCCGCCGCUCGCUGGCCGUUGGAGCUCGCGCUGGAUGCGGGCGUCAACGGGGCUCGCGCCGGCCGGCCGUCGCCGAUCGCGCUGCCUCCCGGCGCCACGCUCACGGUCGGUCGCGACGCGUCGAGCGGCGUGGCCUUGUUCAAGACGCAGCACAUCUCGCGCCAGCACGCCGUGCUCCACGUCGCCGCCGACGGUCGCAGCGUCCGGCUCGAAGACGUCUCGCGCAAGAACGGGUGCCGCGUGCAGCAGCCGGGAGGAGGUGGCGAGCCGGUCCUCCUGCAGUCUACGGCCGAGGAGGUGGCGAGCGCCCAGCUGCGUGAGGGCAGCGUGCUCACCUUUGGGCAGCCAGGUGAGGACGAGGACGACUUUCGCUACGUCAUUCGCGCCGCCGGUACCGAGGACUCGCCAGCUUGGCACUCCAAGCGCGAGACGAGGCGUGCGAUUGAGCUCAACCCGGUCAGGCCGAGUCCGCUCGCCCUCUCCUCAUCUUGCCGGCACUCCCGCGGCUCCCAUCUUCCCUCAUCGUCGGACGAGCUCUCCCGCUCCCAGCCCUCGCGGCGCGAGCUCGACGCCCGCCAAGGCGGCCGGGAGGACGCUGCAGUGCCCGGCUGGUGGUUCUCCCCUUCCAUCUCGAAGCCGUCCCCGCACGUUUCCCCUUCCAUCUCGAAGCCGUCCCCGUACGCUCGCUCGUCGUGCAGCUGGCAGUCCCCGCUGCCGUCCGCGUCGGGCACAUCACGCCGAUCCUCGGCGUGCGAGUCGCGCGGGCUGGGGGCAGCGGCUUCACCAAAGCCCGCUCUCGGAUGGAUCGAGCGCCUGCCCGCCCCCGACGAGGACAGUGAUGGCUGCAGCAGCGAUAGCGAGAACGAUCCCGAGCCGCCUUCGCCGCCGCCAUCGCUGCCGCCGCCAUCGCUGCCAGGCUCCUCGCCCUCGCCCUCGGUGCCGCCCGAGCGUCAGGGCUUCCCUUCUGGCCCGUCGCCGGCGAGGCCGCUCGCCUUCUACGCCGGCUCUGGCAUCUCCCCCGCAUCGGCGCCACAGAAGCGCCGCUGCGUGCACGGCCACUAA